UUUCUUCCUCGUGUUUGGUUGGCAAAAGAUCCUUUUGGAUAUAUGGCAAGUCCUCUUGCCAUUGCAACAUGGGUUGCUGUGUUUCCCGUGAUUGUGGCUUUCAUUGUCCAAUACUUUGAUGAGAGUAUGAACAAGACUUACAUGGGUGUUGACGGAUUUGUCUAUGUCUACCCAUUACGUUUCGUUCGUGCUAAUUUAUCCGUACAAAUAUGUUUUACUCCCAUUAAAAGUUCAUUGUUUAAGAUGUCUAAACUUUUGAGGAAAGGUCUCAAAAUAGGCACUACGAUAUUAUUCACAUUCCUCACUGUUGCUGCGUGGAUUCAUAUUAUAACUUAUAAACAAUAUGAAAAAGAUAUGUCUAAUAAUCUAUCUGAUGUAAAAAAACUCGAUAGUAAUAAAAAUAAUACGAUAAAUUAUCUUGAUGCAAUUUGGUUCACAGUAGUCGUUCUAUAUAUUAUGGUAAUGGGCGCUAUAUUUAUACCAACACAUUUAACUGAACUUAUUAACUUGAUUCAGCAAAGAUCAAAAUAUGACCAUUCAUUUAAAUAUGAAAAGAAUUUAGAACAUAUAAUAGUCACUGGAAAUUUUGAUGCAAUGAGUUUAUUUGAAUUUUUACGUGAAUUCUUUUGUCAAGAUCAUGGAAUGACCACAAUGAAUACUAUUGUUUUGGUUCUGAAUCCGGAAGAG
This is a messenger RNA of Scutellospora calospora, 687 nucleotides long. Lineage: Eukaryota; Fungi; Glomeromycota; Glomeromycetes; Diversisporales; Gigasporaceae. The record is from the annotation of a GenBank genome assembly.